This is a messenger RNA of Trypanosoma brucei brucei TREU927, 1614 nucleotides long. RefSeq lists its product as hypothetical. The coding region runs from base 1 to 1614 and encodes 537 amino acids. The record is from RefSeq and is a predicted model, not a curated record. NCBI's taxonomy places the organism in Eukaryota, Euglenozoa, Kinetoplastea, Trypanosomatida, Trypanosomatidae. The transcript has a single exon.
AUGUCUUUUUUUUUUUUAAAAACUCUUGGAUGCAAACACGUGCACAUAGACAAACAUUCAUUAUUAUCAGUGGGUUCGUGGUUGCUAAACAUCGAUAUUGCAGUGAGGAAAGCGGCUUUUAAGCUUCCGAUGCACCGUACCAGUUUACGCCUAACCAUUGUACUUUUCUGCACACUGCUCAACUUUCCAGGCCUUGCGGUGGCGUGGUUCUAUUCGCCUCUCUCCGCUGCUAAGCAGCAAGCAGACAACAAAGCACCGCUACCGACGGCUGGCGACCAUCGUCAGCAGCAGCGACGACGAGCUUCAGUUCACAUGGAGUUUCUUAGGGAGAAGAGAGCUGGGGGUGUUGGGAGUGGCCAGCUGACGCAGUUGUGGGCGGAGGCUGAGGCGAAGGGGAGUGUUUCCUCCUGCUGGAAAAAGGCUCUAGAUGAACUGAAAAGUGGAUGCAGAUCGCUGCGCACGGACGAUGGAGCGAGGAGCUGGUUGGCGCUAACCAUGGCGACAUGUGAUGAUGAAACCGAUGGACGGCGGCGUAGCUGGCCCCGCUGUGAAAGCAGAGACAAAAUCCAGGACUGUAUAUACGGUUUAGAUGAUACACACUAUUUAGUUUAUGUGCAGUACAAGCUUCAUACCGACGUUCUUUGCCUCUAUAUCCAAGAGGAGUCAUUUCAAGAGCGUACUGAGGCUGCGGUGCACGCACUGCACACCAGCUCGAUGACAGCAGCAGAGACCCUUGGUGACCUGCAUCACUCUAACAAGGAAUUGCUGUCAUCCAUGGGUGACGCCACUGAGCAGCAAAGAUUGAAUGUUGCGGAGACGAAGCGGCUUCACCAUCAACUGCAGGACAUCCAGAAAGGUCAAACGACUGCCUUUGAAUCGCUGAAAAGUUCGGCUCAACGCAUAACAAGAACAGUGGAGGAUGCAUCGUUGCACCUUCAACAACUGCACGCAGCAAUUGAUGAAGGCGCUGCACGCUCCGUUGCGGCACUAAGGAAUGUCGCUCAGGAGGCGGAGGCAUUCCAGAGUCGGACGGAGCUUCAUGUUACCGGCAUGCUCCGCGGAUUGGAGCGGCUCGAGGUUUUCGUGCAGUUGCUUUUGGAUGGGACGGUAGGCAUAAGUGAGAUACUGCGGGGCGUAGCACUUAUGACUAUGGUAUUGUUGCUCACAAUGCCAGCGAGGACUAGUGAAGCACGGCUCCCUUGCCUUUCUCUAGCUGCGGCAGCAUACGCAGUGCGUCCGUUACUUUCAACUUCGCUUCGCAGCACCGUCACCGCGAGGUCAUUCCUUACGGCACUCUCUUUCGCAGAGAUCUCUGUACUGGCAUACUAUGCGUUGAUGUACCGCACACCGGAGGAGGCUCUUCGGAGGUUGUUCCGGAGGGAAGUAAAAGGUGCGCUGGACGAGAUGUGGGUACUUCAGCUGGAAGAAAUACACACAACUGUUGACACAGCUUUUAGUACUGCAUUUGCCCUGAUUGCAGAUAGUGAAGGUCGGCACGGAUGUUUGAAGGGCACUGUGACCCCACGAAAUGUUGACACAGAGGAGAUCGAUCCGACGGAUACCCGAAAGGUAGUGCGGAAAAUAACAAGCCGAAGCCGAUCUCGGCGUGUCUAA